UUUAGAAUGCGCUCUAUUUAGAAACAAUACAGCUACACCCAAUAAAAUUUAUGUGAGGAGAUGUCGGAAACGUAUUAUAAUGAGUCUAGUUAUCCUAGCGAGGCAGAGGAAGGGACUGGUUUGGAUCUUAGCGAGGCAGAGGAAAGGACUGGCUUGGAUCUUAGCGAGGCAGAGAAAGGGACAGGUUUUGAUCUUAGCGAGGCAGAGGAAGGGACUGGCUUGGAUAUGGCGAGUGAAGUAGCGUGUUGCGUGUGUUCCCUCACCCUACUGGACCCAAUGACCUUAAGCUGUGGGCAUAGCUUCUGUCGACACUGUCUGGCUAGACUCUGGCAUAGUAAAUCACGAGUGUCUGUGUCAAAUCUCCUCUGUCCUUCCUGCAGACAGCCCUGGGCUGGGAUGCCAGCUAUCAACAUUCAGCUGAGGAACAUUGUGGAGGGUGUGUACGGAGACACCUUGAGCCAACGUAGGGAAGCCAUCAGUAGUGAAGAUGCUGCUCUUAUUAGAAGUUUCUCUAAAGCUGCUGUGCGUAGGCCAGUAGACAACAGACCCUACUUCAUGAUAGGAGGACUGCUAUUAUUAGGAGCUCUCUGUAUUGUUCUGGUGUUAUUGAGUGCUGUGUUUGUGUGGGUCAUGUCAGGACCUACUGGAGAGUUUAUGAGGAAGCCAGUGAAUCAUUGGACCAGUCGUGAUGUGUUGUCCUGGGUGGAGGGUUUAGGGGAAUGGACACUACCUAACAUCACAGGACUUUUCCAAGUACAGGCCCUGACUGGACCUCAGUUGCUGCUAGUGGAUAAUGAAGCACUGGAGGGCUUUGGUAUAGACCAGCCUUUCAGGCGCCAGACAAUCUUACAGGCAGUGAGGUCUCUACAAGCGCAGCAGUUCAGCUCUCCACUUGACUUCUAUCAAUUCAAGGUAAGGCUCUUUUAUGGUGCAUGUUUCACCACGUCACAUGCGUUGCAGGCUGCACAUAGAAAGACAACUCUCCUGGUGGCUUUGUUUUAUGGAAGCUACCCAAGGCUUACUCUAAUCUAUUCCUACCUGUUUGAAUACUACAAUAUCUACCUUCCUCUGGGACAAGUACAGUUCUCAUCAGCCGAUGAACUGAGCAGAUUACAGAAUAUUGUACUGACUGUGUUGUUGUGGCUGUUGCCUCAUCUGGGAGUUGGUGUAUUGGCCUUUAACUGGCUUUACCAACAUCCAUGGAUUGUGACCCCAACUCUGGUUCAUUGUACUCAUGCCACUAUGAUACAAGCACUCUCUCUGCUCAGAACACCGUGGAGACGUGUACUUACUCUCAACUACAUACAACUACACAGUGUUGAGGCUGUGUGGGAGGCUGUGAGGUUCACUGUGUACGUCAGCAGCUACUCUCUCCUCUGGCAUGCUGUCCCACACUUCAUCUGUGACUUGCUCUUUUAUCUCGCAUUGUGGCAAACUAUAACUAUUCGUUUAAUCAUUCCUUUUGUCAAAUAUGUGUACAAAUUGUUUGCUUGAAGAUUAAGUAUAAAAUAAAUGUUGCAGUAUGAUUGUUAGCUGGCCACAAAAAAAUGUGGGGGGAGUGGCUCAAUCCUGCAUGCGAUAUUUAAUAUCGGGUGCAGUGAGUUGUCCAGAGCUAGCUAGCUAGAGAUGUCUGUCAUGAUGAGAUCACUGUUGUUUGCCUGUUUCUUGUGUGCAGUGCUUGGUCUCCCUACACUCCGUAAUAAACGUCAUGAAGAAGGUGCUGUCUUUAAGAAGUACAAUCCUCAAGCUCCACAGGAAGGGAGAUGGUGCAAUGAAACCAUCACAAUCAACACAACACAACGAACAUGGAAUGAGAUUACACGCCAGAUUGACGUGGUGACUGUACAAGUGACUCAAGUUACCCCCAACUGCUGUGAAGGCUUCAUUGGUGAUGACUGUGAGAUACAGCAUGUCUCUACGAAGGAGCAGUCUUGUGGAGGCAUGACAUGUCCUGAUCAUCCGGAUGCAUCUUGUGUCAUUGUUAGACACUGUGGCAAAAGUUUAGAGUUGUUUCUCGAUCAAAACGGUCUAAUCAUUAAGGAUUGUGUUCCUGAGAACAUUUGUUUGGGAGCUUGUGUAAAGGAUCCGUGCAAAGAUCUGAGUUGUUCUGAGUAUCCUGAAGCUCUAUGCUUUACUUCCUGCAACUGUGAACCAUUGUGGGUCAUACCCAGCAAUCGCAAGAGAGUGCAGUGCAGCCAUUCUGAUUCCUUAAAGAAGAGGGACACUACUGACUCUUGCAUGUAGUGCAUGUGUAUAGCUAGCUUAUUAUUGUGUUGACUUGAUUUGGUGGUUUUGCUAAUACA
Messenger RNA from Halichondria panicea, 2303 nucleotides. RefSeq names its product bifunctional apoptosis regulator-like. Bases 61 to 1494 code for a protein of 477 amino acids. The record is from RefSeq and is a predicted model, not a curated record. Gene Ontology annotation, biological process: proteasome-mediated ubiquitin-dependent protein catabolic process. The transcript has 7 exons. NCBI's taxonomy places the organism in Eukaryota, Metazoa, Porifera, Demospongiae, Suberitida, Halichondriidae. Gene Ontology annotation, molecular function: ubiquitin protein ligase activity; protein binding.